Molecule: messenger RNA, 1155 nt
Organism: Penicillium canariense
Lineage: Eukaryota; Fungi; Ascomycota; Eurotiomycetes; Eurotiales; Aspergillaceae
Product: GATA transcription factor LreB
Exons: 2
Coding region: 1-1155 (384 amino acids)
Biological process (GO): regulation of DNA-templated transcription
Molecular function (GO): sequence-specific DNA binding; zinc ion binding; protein binding
Source: RefSeq, a predicted model, not a curated record
AUGUCCUACAACAAUAUACACCUGCCUCCACAGUCACGACCCGGAGUCAACGAGGGGAACCAGGCCUACCUGGCUGAUGAGCAGCAACAGCAGCAGCAGCAGAAUAUGACGGAGUCUUACGCACACUAUGGCAUGCAGGGGCAGCAGCAGGGAGGGUACCAACUUGUGCAAAAUGAGUGGACGCAGCGGGUCUUGGAAGAGAUGAAGGACUUGCUUCUUCUACUGAGUGCUCAGGGUCGGAUUACUUAUGCGUCGCCGUCGUCGAAAUCGAUUACCAGCCGUGUACCCAACCAGCUCGAGGGCAGCCUCUUUUCUCAAUACAUCCACGAAGACGACAAGCCUCUCUUCCUGCGGGAUAUGGAUGAGUCGGUGGCGACAAGCAAACCAUUUCGGACUCAUGUGCGGUUGCAAAAGUCCAACAGCACUUACUCGCUGGUCGAAAUUUACGGACAUCCACACAUAGCGAACCAGACAGGGACACAGGGGAGAAAUACCUCCAGCCAGGACCGCUGCACGGGUUUCUUUAUUAUGUGUCGACCUUAUCCCACGAAGAACUCCCUGCUUCUCGACUCCUUCCUGGAACACAAGAUCGAAAACGCACGCUUGGUGCAGCAAAUUGCCAAAUUAAAGCAGGAAGAGGAGGAAGAGGCAAACCUGUCCCGACUGUCGUCCACCAAGAUUGAAAAUAGAUCGCUUGAAAUCCAGCCCUCCGCCCAAGGAAGUGGAAGCGGUAGCGGUAGUGAUCAGGAGUCUACCGAAACCGUGGCGCCUAAUUCUGAUGAGUCUGACGCUGGCCCUCCGAAGGAUUACUUCUCUGAGGGUGCCCCUCAUGCUGGUGGUCUGUCCCACAUUGAUGGUAUCGAAGUCAUGACCGGUCUCUACUAUGGCGAUGGCGAGCGAUCCCAGGGACUCAGUACUGGUAUGCGCCGAGGCCGGUUGAUCCAAUGCGACAUCGAUAUCACCACCGCGGCGGAUCAAGCCCGUAAUGUUCAAGAAGGCGACAGGCGCAAGAGGCUCAAAGGACAACAUGUUUGCGGUGACUGUGGAACAGCAGACUCGCCUGAAUGGAGGAAGGGUCCUGGUGGACCGAAGACCUUGUGUAAUGCGUGCGGCUUGCGCUGGUCCAAAAAGGAGAAAAAACGCCAGGAGAUUUGA